AUGCGAAAAGAGCAAGGUCGACGUGAUGAUUUAUGGUCAUUCCUCUAUAUGCUUAUUGAAUUUAUCGUUGGUCAAUUACCAUGGCGAUCUUCCUCAUACAAAAAUCUUCUCUCAAUAAAAUUACGAAGUGAAGAAUAUUUGCUAAAAAAUUGUCCCCAUGAAUUUUAUGCUAUUUUUGAUCAUAUUCGAUAUUUAAAUUAUUCUGCUCGACCAAAUUAUGCAUUAAUUACACGUAAAUUACGUGAAAUUUGUGAACGAAAACAUUAUAUGCUAGAUGAUCCAUAUGAUUGGGAAGAAAAUGGAAGAUAUCAUGAAGAAUAUUUAUGCGCAUUACAAAAAGCUGAAGAAAUGAAAAAGCAAAAAGAUGCAGAAUGUAUGAUUGAUGAAAAUAAUGAUAAAUCGGAAAUAAUAAAAGUGAAAAAAAAUGAACAAAACGGAAAGCAACAAAUGGAUAAAAUAAAAGGAAAUAAUAAAUUCCAGUAA
Molecule: messenger RNA, 483 nt
Organism: Loa loa (African eye worm)
Lineage: Eukaryota; Metazoa; Nematoda; Chromadorea; Rhabditida; Onchocercidae
Exons: 4
Coding region: 1-483 (160 amino acids)
Biological process (GO): peptidyl-serine phosphorylation; signal transduction
Cellular component (GO): cytoplasm; nucleus
Molecular function (GO): protein serine/threonine kinase activity
Source: RefSeq, a predicted model, not a curated record